Cuscuta campestris is the source of this 963-nucleotide messenger RNA. The record is from the annotation of a GenBank genome assembly. Lineage: Eukaryota; Viridiplantae; Streptophyta; Magnoliopsida; Solanales; Convolvulaceae.
UACCCCCCCUUCUCUCACUUUUUUCUUCUUCUUCUUAGCUCUCUGCCCGCCCUAUACUUACACUACUGCGUACUAUUCCAUCUUCCAUUCUUCACACUUCAUUUCCACCCUCACCUCCGCCCUCUCGACACGUAUCACACUCACUUUGCUCAACAAAUCUAACGUCUCAACCUUUUUUUUGUCCCAAAUUCACUCACCUUUGUCACAAAAGUGGGUUCGUUGGGUUUAUUUCCUUGAACAAAAACACAACAGUUUCUGAAGUUAUUUGUAAGAUCAUAUAUAUAAGAUGUCUAGCCGAAGAUCGAGGCAGUCGGGGACUUCGAGGAUUUCCGACGAUCAGAUCAUCGACCUCGUUUCCAAGUUGCAGCAGCUCUUACCCGAGCUUCGCGCCCGUCGAUCCUCCAAGACAUGUGCAUCGAAAGUGUUGCAGGAAACGUGCAACUACAUAAAGAAUUUGCACAGAGAGGUUGACGAUCUGAGCGAGCGCCUCUCCCAACUCCUCUCCACCAUUGAUGCUGAAAGCCCGGAGGCUUCCAUCAUCAGGGGAUUGAUCACCUGAUCGAUCGAUCCCCCACCAUUAUCGAUAAUCUAUUAUUUCCUAUAUCAAUAAUAAUAAUUCAUAUAUACAUAUAUUCUCCAUUAUUGGAUAAUAAUAUAUAUAAAUAUAUCUUAAGUACUAUAUAAAUAUAAAUAUAAAUCCUCAGCUGGAAGUCAAGGAGAUAUCAACAUGUAUCCAUGCAACUGCUAGGUUGCCCAUGAGGGAAAUUGGUGGAUCCGGCCAGUAGAUGGAGCUGGUUAUUUCAUCGGACGGUCCAUAUUAAUUAAGCUAGUAUAGAUAGAAUAUUUAUGUUUUGUUAUAUAUAUAAUCCUUGUACCCUCUUCUUUAUUUCCUAAUGAUAUAUUGUACUAUUACCAAUGUAUUGAUUAUCCCACUGCACCUUUUAAUAUAUGAUAUGGAUAUUU